AUGGUAGAGAUAUACUGCGACCCUAGGUCAUCUAUAGACACCUUCACCUUUACCUUCUCCGCAGGCCCGUCCCGCAAGUUCUCCUUCGACAGGCCAUUAUCAGUUCCUGUCCCGUCAAACCGGCCCUUCAAGCGUCGACGGGCCCUGUCUGAUGUCGACGGCGACGGCAAUGAGGGGAGGAAGAAAAGACGCCUACGGUUACACCUCAUCACUUCGCGUCUCAGUCGGCCAUUCUCCCAGCCGGCUUCCAACAUCGUCAACCACGGCGUCUCCAGAGUUGCAAUCUGGGGAGCGAGAAACAAAAUUCACAACAAGACUGUACUAAGAAAGGCCGCCAUCAUGAACCGAGUACGCAUGAGUAUGGAUGCGGCGAAGGACUUCAUGCGUCUUGAGCAAGAGAGAACCAAGGGACGGAUGUCGUUGCGUCAGCUUGUUAUUCAGAAACCUCGCUGCAACGAUACGCCACUUCCGCCAUCACCACUUGGACUGUCAGCCUAUGACGCCUUGGACAUGGAAGAUGACAUAUCUGACCCUUACGAGGAGGACUUCGGGAUCGACAGGUCAGACGGUAUUGAUAGGAUCUCGGCAAUCUAUAGCGAUUUCAAUAUCAUGAAUCCCGUUUCCAGCGAGGGAGGGGAUGGAGACGACUGGGGUUUCCUCGACGCUUUGGACGGUAUUCAACCACAGGACUUGCCAGACACGCCGCCAGCUCCGCCAGAGGACAGUAUUGUUGACUUGCUAAGGGAGAAGGAGCGUCAGGGGGAUGGCUACUUUGUGACCGUCAUGGACUGA
Messenger RNA from Hyaloscypha bicolor E, 792 nucleotides. RefSeq lists its product as uncharacterized. The record is from RefSeq and is a predicted model, not a curated record. NCBI's taxonomy places the organism in Eukaryota, Fungi, Ascomycota, Leotiomycetes, Helotiales, Hyaloscyphaceae. Bases 1 to 792 code for a protein of 263 amino acids. The transcript has a single exon.